Messenger RNA from Polistes canadensis, 3284 nucleotides. RefSeq lists its product as uncharacterized. The record is from RefSeq and is a predicted model, not a curated record. The transcript is spliced from 2 exons. NCBI's taxonomy places the organism in Eukaryota, Metazoa, Arthropoda, Insecta, Hymenoptera, Vespidae. Gene Ontology annotation, biological process: recombinational repair. Bases 1030 to 3099 code for a protein of 689 amino acids.
UUUUUUUUUUUUUUUUUUUUUUUUUUUUUGCUAAUUUGAAAUAAAUUUCUUAUCUUUUUUUUUCACAUUGCAUAGUUCAUACAUGUAUGUCUUCUCCUAUGAAUCAUCCCAAGAAAAAUCAUAAAUAUAUAUCAACAUAAGUUAAUUACUACUUACUAUAGCGAAAAAUUUUAAUGAAAAAAAAUAAAUAAAUAAAUAAAAAGAAAAUUAUUAUCGCAAAUCCCGUUCGAUAUUAUAAAUCAAGGAAUUAAUAUUUUACGUGUAGCAUGUAAGACUAAAAAAAAAUAAAAUGCUGCAGUUAUUAUUGAUUAUUAGAUAGCUUCAUCAAAACAUAUAUUUAUUUUUUAUCGUUAAGUUACAAAUGCGUGAUAAUUCAGGCCUUUGUAUAUAUGGCCUAUUUGUUUAAGGCUUAUUUAAGCUUUUUGUUUUUGAAAACGUAGUACUCAAAUAAAAGAAGUCAUUGCGUUUGAAUUUUUCUAAUCUAUUUGAAUAAUUUAUCUAUCCUACAAAAUUGCAUUAAUAUAUCAUUUGGAUACAUUUAAUUUUCUUUAGAAUUUAUCAACACAUUACGUUAACAAAUUUUGCCUAGUUUUGUUCGCAACUAUAAUAAGGAUCAUUUAGUACAUAAAUACUUACGAGCAUUAAACGUAAUUCACGAUUAUUUGGAUGAACUUGUAUUUGUAAGUACUCCUAUUAUAAAUUAGUCUAAUUUACGAAAAAAACAAUUGUGUCACUACUGUUUGUUUUUACUAUUAAUAAAUCUGAUAAUAAUGCAAUAUAAUUAAUUGCAUGAUUAGAAAAAAAAUUCCAAGAACGUCCGCAGCGAGGCACUGCAUGCAAAUGCAUCUAGUGACAUCUAUGUAAACAAAUCAAGAAUUGUUUAACUCUUUAAUUUAAAUAUUAGCAGAAAUGCAAGGAAAAGUAACUACUUAACAGUAUUUUUUUCUAAAUUUAUACAAAAAUUAAUCAUUAUAUUAGUCUCUGUUAAUUUGUAUUAUUCUGUGUUUAUGUUAUAAGUUUAUAAAAAAUAUGUUUCAAAAUGAAGACUGGAGUAGUGAUGAGGAAUAUUCGCAAUAUCUAGAUGAUAAAGCACGAGAGUUCUUCUCACAGGGUGAAAAUGAUGAAACAAAAUUUCCUGCUAAAAAACGCAAAUUAGAUAAUGAACAACAAAGUACAACGAGCAAUAACAAAGAAGAGUCUAAUAUGAUCGGCGUAGGAUUUAACAGAAAUCAAAAACAAUGCUUUGAAAAUACCAUUUCUUCAGAAAAUGAUGGAAAUAUACAAAGUUCGAGAAGGAAAAUGGUUCUUGAUAUUUUUUUCAAAAAAAAUGCCCAGAAUGUAACAGAUAGUACUGAUAGUGUUUCUAAUACUUUUGUGCCUACUCGUUCUCGAAGUGAGAAUAUUCUAAAUAGAGAGAAAAGCAAAGGUGAUUGUAAUGACUCGGAAAUCAAAUUACAAAAAUCAAAUUCUUAUACAAAUAAAAGUCUUCUUGAUAACGCAGUUUCUGACGUAAACGAAUACAAUGAAAAAUCAAUCAUAAGAAAAGAUAAUAAUAAGGAACAAGAAGAAUUAGAAAAUAUUAAAGAACAAAUAAAUGAAAAGAUUAACGAUAAUGUACAGGAUAUAUCUCCAAAUUCAAGAAAAUCUUUAUUAAUGCAACAUUUAAAGCCUUCUACUUCAUCUAGUAAAAUAUUCUUAAAUGAUACGAAGUCUUCAUCUUCUAUAUUUAACAUCGAAAAACAGUCUAACAAGAAAACAACUCUUGUAAGAAAAUUUCCAGGACCGGCUGGAUUGUUACCAGAUUUCAUUGACUCUUCUACACUUUCAACUUCAGAUUUAAUAAAUGUAGAAGACAGUAAAGAUGAAACCGUACAAGAUCAGAAAGAUAAUAGCUUAGCAAAGUAUUGUUCUCAGAAUACAAAAUCUUUAUUUUCAGAAGGUGCUUGGCAAAUAAUGUUAAAUGAUUUACCUGCAGAAUUUCUGAAAAAUUACCAAAUAGCAGAAAUUAAAAAAAUUGCUAGUGCAAAUCAGCAUCAGUCUAUUAAAAUACCAUUUCUUGCAGGCAUAAUAGAAAGUAUAGAUUAUAGUCAUGAAAAUCCUCCUAUCAUAUUAAAAGACUUUACAGAUCAAAUUGAAGGAACUCUACAUGCAGAUAUUCCUGCUAAAUAUCCUGGAGCUUUCGACAAAAAUGUUGUCAUUUUAUUACAAAAUGUAGGAUUAUUAUGUAUUUCAGGAACGUUUAUUAUACAUAAAUAUCAUAUUCUAAUUUCGCCUUCAAAUUUAUUGGCAAUUUAUUCUCAUGUAGGAGAUAUUAUACGUACACCGCAUAUGGAACUUUUAAAGAACAAAUUCUCCAUGACUAAUGAAUUUAAUUCGACAAAUUUAUCUCCACUUCAAGAUAAUAAUUAUGAAAUAGAAGAAAGUAGUUGUAAUAAUAUAGAUAUUAGUCAAGAAGAUAUUUUAUCCUUUGAGAAAGAUGACAAAAAAACUUGUAAAAAUCAAAAUCUAUCGCAUAAUUUUAAUAUAGACACAGAUAGUAAUGAAAAAUCUUCAUUGCCAUUGCUGCAAACAUUUUCUGCAAAUACAAAUAUAGUACAAAAUAAAGACAAUAUAAAAAUUGCUGCUGCAACCUGUACAAAUAAAUCCUUACAAAAUAUUGACAAAAUAACGAUAAACAAAAAUAUAGUAGGCUCAAAAAGCAAUGUUUUAGUAAAAGAAAAUAAAGAAAAUUUAAUGAAACAUAAUGAUAGUUUGUCUGUAGAGGUCCCAACAGACGCUUCUUCAAAAUAUUUUGCAGAUCAAAAUACAGAUUGUAGUGAUAAUAGAGAAAAUAACAAGAACAAAUGUAAACUAUCCAGAUUGGAAAAAUUAGCGAGUUUUAAAAGUAAAUAUGUUUUAACAUUGGAAAAAUCAAUUCCCGGAGAUAAUGAUGUGCCUAGUGAAAACGUGGUAAAAAAUAAUAAUAAUAAAUUAGAUAAUAAACAAACGACAUCGAUCGACGAUAAUUGGGCUGCAAAUAUAUUUUGUGAUAGCAAUAAUGAUUCCGAUGAUGAAAUGUUAUCGCAAUUAGAUGUAGACAGUAUAUCUACUUUUACCUAAAAGAAAAUUAAACAUUUAUUAUGUCAAUUAUUUCCAUUUCAAAUAAUUACGCAUUUAAAAAUUUAGGAAACAUAUUUAUUUGGUAUUUGUAUUGUAUAAAUCUUUUGUUUUCAUAUGUAUUAAACUUUUCUACUAAUUAGUAUUACGAUUAUAAUAAAUAAUGCUCCUAUGUUAUUAUAACAUAU